This is a messenger RNA of Photinus pyralis (common eastern firefly), 2860 nucleotides long. RefSeq lists its product as uncharacterized. The record is from RefSeq and is a predicted model, not a curated record. NCBI's taxonomy places the organism in Eukaryota, Metazoa, Arthropoda, Insecta, Coleoptera, Lampyridae. Bases 603 to 2774 code for a protein of 723 amino acids. The transcript is spliced from 2 exons.
UAGCUAAUCAAAAGAAUUAAUAGAGAUCGAUCAUAUCCGAAAAAUGUUUCUUCAUAUUUUCGUAUAUCUUCAUAAAACUUUAUAAAUCUUUUACUUGAUUCACGUCCGGCAUGAAAAGGAUGUACAGAAUAUCGCCUUGUUCUUUUAUCUGGGGGCUCUUCAAGCAAAUUAACAGCUUCAAGUGCACAAACAAUUUUUAAUUUCGAAAACAUUUUGCCAAUAAAACAAACACGAAUGACGCAGUUGCCGUUCUGCCGCAAUAUGUAUAGUAGGGUGGAGUGAAAAAAAUUUUUUUUAAAUUUGAUUAGUCCUGGGUUACUAAAACUUGCCUAUAAGUGAGUUACUUACUCACGCCGAAUAUUAAGUAUUUUGCACAUCAUCUUCAGGUGGCGCACGAGCUCCAAAGUUACAAAUAAAUUUGAAUUUUCGCGCCACUUAGAAGUGGUUCAGUUUUAUAUUUACCGCGGUCCGCGACCCUCCCCCCUAUCUGUGUUUACAUCUUACUGCACUUUAGCAUUCAUUUUAGUUCGCAUCGAUACCCGGAGGUGAAAGCACGUCCCUCGAAACAACGGUGAAAAAACGCGACAUUUACUUCUAAAAUAAUGCCUAAAACAAGAAAAGAUUUGUCAUGUUCUGUAUUUGGUGGUCCAGAAAAACUAAAAGACAAUAUGUUACCUACUUGUGCGGAAGUAAUAAAACAUUAUUUGUGGGUGAGAAGUGACUUGAUGUGGAUUUCAAAUGGAAAGGAUCCUUCUAUCAAAGAGAUAUGUGCGAAAAUAGCAACUGAUUUGUCAAAUCUGUGGAAGAAAGCAUCACUUCCUAUUAUCUCUAACCAACAGAUCAUUUCAAGACUAAUAGAUUACUACAAAAAAUACAAAAACCUAAUGAAAUGUCGAGUAACGCAAAAAAAGGCAGACUUUUAUGAAACUGCGAGAAAAACACUCUUCGACAUAUCAGUCUGUAAGUGCGCCUGUUUAGAUUCCUGCAAAUGUUCUACGAAAAUACCUCGAGCAGAAAGAGAGUUUUUAACUGAUCAGAGAGGAGAUCGGAAAAUGUAUAUAGGGUCAAUAGAUGCUAAGAGUACGAAAGUUAUGGCGCGUAAGCAAUUGAGACGUGAAUUUGAAGAAUUGCGGCAAUCACAAUCUGUUAUGAAACAACCUAGUCUCUCAUCGGACGCUAUAUCAGCCAACAUUUCUUCUUCAGAGAGUGAUUCUGAACACAUGGAAGAAAGUUCAAUCGAUCCUGAUUUUUACCACAGUGUAAUAACACCAACUACCAGCGAAUCCGCGACAAAUAAAACAAAUAAACAAAUGAGACUGCGUCUGAAAAAUCUGGCCGCUGUUUGCGAUAGGGCAGGUGUCUCUGAUAGGUCAGGAUCACUCAUUGCAAGUGCACUUUUAAAAGAUUUAGAUAUUAUUUCACAGAAAGACAAGUCAAAAAUAAUAGACAGAAGUAAGUUGCGACGUGAGCGCCAGAAAAUGCGAGAGGACCUGCAGAAAUUAGAAAAUCCCGACAGUCCGCUACUUGGUUUGUACUUUGAUGGACGAAAAGAUAAAACAAUAAUCCAGGAAGAGCGUGGAAACAAACGUUAUAGAAAAACAAUCACAGAAGAACACAUAGUACUGCUCGCUGAGCCAGGAUCUCGCUAUAUAGGGCAUGUCACGCCCAUUUCUGGAACAGCUUCUUCUAUCAAGGGUGGUAUAUUGCAAUUCCUGAAUUUGCACUUCAAAGAUGUAUCAUCCCUCGUCGCCAUUGGAUGUGAUGGGACAGCAGUUAACACCGGUUCAAAAAAUGGAGUAGUUGCUCUAAUAGAGAAACAAUUGCAUCGCCUAUUACACUGGUUUGUGUGUAUGUUACACGCAAACGAGUUACCACUGCGUCAUUUGUUUAUUAAUUUAGAUGGAAGUACUUCUGGCCCUAAUAGCUUCAUAGGAACGAUUGGUAAACAGUUACAGAGUUGUGAGGGGUUACAUGUGGUGACAUUUAGCAAAAUUGAAGCGAAUUUACCUGACAUAGAUGUGAACCUUCUGAGUAAUGAUCAAAAAUACCUCUACGAAGUGUGUAUUUCAAUUACACAAGGUCUUAUUCCUCCUGACCUGGCUAAUAAGCAGCCAGGCAAAUUGGCGCACAGUCGCUGGCUUACUUGUGCAAAUAGGAUCUUAAGAUUAUAUGUGGGAACCGCCAAACCGUCUCAGAGUCUAGUUGAGCUCGCCGAGUUCGUGAUAAAAGUAUAUGGUCCACAACAUAUACUUAAUAUGAUAAAGAGGUGUGCUUAUUUAGAAGAUGACAAGAAAGCGAUUGUUUUUCGAACCAUACAGCGAAACUCUUUCUUUGCUCACUCCGAAAAUGUUUUAUUGGCUAUGCUUCAGGAUGAAAGAGGCCACAUCCAAGAAUUAGCUCUAAGAAGAAUAAUGAAAGCUAGAAAGACCAACAAAGGAAAGAAGGUAAGAGAGUUUAUUACCCCGAAAUUGAAUUUUGAAGCAAAUGAAUACUACGACCUAAUAGAUUGGACCACGGAAAAAAUCUACGAGCCGCCUAUUACACAAAAAUAUACUGACAGCGAAAUAUUGCAGAAAAUUACUAGUGCCAACUUCAAAGUUACAGUCGAGGAAUUCCCUUGCCACUCACAAGCUGUAGAACGAGGUGUGAAACUUGUAACAGAGGCUAGUUCAGCAGUGUGUGGUAGCAAAGCGAGAGAUGGAUACAUUCGAGCAAGAAUUAAAUCACGAACAGAAGUACCAAAAUUCGACACAAAAUCGCAAUUUUUUGUAUGAGAUUUCGUCUGUUUUUAUAUACUUCAAUAAUCGAAUUUGUUGUUAAUUUCCAUACUACACUUAAAUAUGUACUACUUUCUUUUAUU